UCAAGCUAAAAAAGGAUACUUAUAUAUAAAUCUUAAGACUGAAUCCAUUAUGAUGCUUAGAAACGCGUGGUCUGGAAGGAAUAAAGGGCUAAAGGUGUUACUUAAAAUAAGUUUCUUUAGUAUUAUUGUUAUAUUUGGAGCUGGAACACUUUUCUCAAAUUUUGAUAUUCGAAGACGAAUUACCAUGCAUUUGGACAAAUUGGGUAUGCGGCUAUUUUUUAAAUCGACAAAACCAGAGAACAAGACUCGAUAUGGACACAUUCACAGAGAAAACAUUAGUCACGCUCCUAUUGACAGCAUAUACGCUAUUGCAGAUGGCUUCGAACCAGACGUUGUUCGGGAUUUUCCCUCUGUUGAAGGCGCUGAGAACAGGAUUCCUCGAAUAAUGCACCAGAUGUGGAUAUCAGACGAAAAUGACAAUGAUACAAGUGAUAUGAUAAAUGUACCAACACAGUUUGAAGCGUCCGUAAAGUCAUUUUUCAAUAUGCAUAGUCAAGCCGAUUGGAACUACAUGUUUUGGGACAGAAAAAAGGCCAGAAGCCUGAUAUCAGAAAGAUACAAAUGGUUUCUAGCCGUGUUUGAUAGUUACAUGGAAAAUAUUAUUAAAGGAGACGUGUUAAGGUACAUAGUUUUGUACGAAUUUGGGGGUGUUUACGCCGACCUUGACCUUACAUUUCUAAGACCUCUAAACAGGGUUACUGUAAAGUACCCUUGCGUGCUUACACUGGAACCCUUUGAGCAUCCAGUGUUCAACAGUGGUCAACCAUACAGAUUAAAUAACAAUCUUAUUUUCUGCAGACCAAAGCACCCUUUUAUGAAAUAUUUGAUCGACAACUUGCCGUAUGCAAGAAUGAUGGUACAUAGCUUGGAUAUAUCUGGACCUAGCUUCAUUUCUAUGUGUUACCUUAUGUAUUCAAACAUAUCAAAAGAUGAAAUGUUCCAUGCCAGUCAAAUGAAACAUCUUGAUGGUGUAGAACCAUUUCUUUAUAAAGGAAGACAGCAAUUUAGAGAGGAAGACUCGUUAUAUUUGGCUAACACUCAAUAUUUUUCUUUGCCAGUGGCUAACGCAGACAAUGGCAAAUGUAGCACUGACCGAACGUCUUCCCUUGUUCAAAGGAUGUGUGCAUAUCUGAAGAAACGAAGCUUCGUAAGGACUCUGAAUAUGUUUACCUUUACAAAGCAUGCCUGGGCAAAUUCAAAUGUCAGCCCUAAGAGAUUUAUGAAAACUGUCAAACUCAAUAAGAGUUUAUUAUGGAAUAAAACUGUAUCAAAUUGACUUUCAUAAAUACCCACUUAUAAUGAGUCGUAAAAUUGUAGUAUCUGCAGAAGUAGCAUUAGCUGUAACAGAAGUAGUAUCAUUUAUUUUACGCCUCUCGAUAGUAAAGCGUGACAUAUGUCUAUCUCAAAACGAGAGGAGUUACAGACAGGUAUUGAUUGGUAUUGAUUGGUAAGUCUUGCAGGAGCAUUUUAUGAUGUAGGUGCAAAUUGUUAUGUAGUCAUUCUACCAGUCGACUUCACGCUGUUUCGUUAAUCUAAUUUCUAUUUUACAAGGUAUAUUUGAUAUAAUGCCGUUUUGGGUCAUAUAUUUGAAUCCAGACGCAUGAAUGAGGCUAGAAAGUAAUAAUUUGUGAGCCGACUCUUUAAAACAAACUUACAUUAUGUGUCGGCAUACAACGAAAUCCCUUUCUUCGUUAUAUAUAAAAUGACUCCUCUUUACAACUUUAUUAUGAAUUUCAAGGAAAUAGUUUAAGGAGAUUUUAACUGAUUAUGAACAUUUUGUCUAUUAUAUUAACACCAGAAAACCAUAUCAAGACCAAUCCGUGUUUUGUUAUCAUUCUUUGUUUAAAGUCACUUUAUAUGACGUCCAUGUGGCACAGUAGUGGCUGCAUAUCUUCGGUCAUCUGUGAAUCCAUCCACCCAAGAAAGAGGUCAUGCAAAAUAGAAUUCAAAACCACAUUCAUGUCUUUAAAUAUAAUAUAAAUCAUGUGUAAACUUCAAAAUACAUACAGAAAUGCAAUGAAC
Molecule: messenger RNA, 2022 nt
Organism: Mya arenaria
Lineage: Eukaryota; Metazoa; Mollusca; Bivalvia; Myida; Myidae
Exons: 2
Coding region: 50-1276 (408 amino acids)
Biological process (GO): mannosyl-inositol phosphorylceramide biosynthetic process
Molecular function (GO): mannosyltransferase activity
Source: RefSeq, a predicted model, not a curated record